GCAAUGAUAUCAAGUGACAGGGACGCAACUUGACGAACGACAAGUCCUCCAAUCCCUCACUUAACUCCCAAUUAUUCUCCUCUUUCCUCUUCAACGCCAAUCCCAAAACCCCUCCCCCUCUCUCCCUCGGAUUUUUUCUCCGAUCUUCUUCGGCGAUCGUCUCUCUGAGGUAUUCAAGAGGAUUCAGUUGUUGGCAAUGGCGUCUACCUUCAGAGCAUUUUUGAACAGUCCUGUUGGUCCCAAGACAUCUCACUUCUGGGGACCUGUUGCCAACUGGGGUUUCGUUGUUGCUGGGUUAGUGGAUAUGAAAAAACCUCCAGAAAUGAUUUCUGGAAAUAUGACAGGAGCUAUGUGUGUGUAUUCAGCAUUGUUCAUGAGGUUUGCAUGGAUGGUACAGCCUCGUAACUAUCUACUUCUAGUAUGCCACGCUUCAAACGAGACUGUGCAGCUCUAUCAAUUCUCUCGUUGGGCAAGGGGUCAGGGGUACUUGUCACCGGAGAAAAAGGAGGAGGCUAAAUCUCAGUAACUUGAUGCAAGUGCUUUUACUGCCCCGUUUCCAGUUGUUUUUAUUGUGAUUUCUGCAGAAAAAUCAUGGAAUUUCUUAUUUACAAUCCGUUGGAUCAAAUUUCAUCUGAGCUCAACACGUAUAAUAAUGCAGCAUCUUGUUUCUCUUCA
Molecule: messenger RNA, 675 nt
Organism: Populus trichocarpa (black cottonwood)
Lineage: Eukaryota; Viridiplantae; Streptophyta; Magnoliopsida; Malpighiales; Salicaceae
Product: mitochondrial pyruvate carrier 1
Exons: 5
Coding region: 197-526 (109 amino acids)
Biological process (GO): pyruvate import into mitochondria
Cellular component (GO): mitochondrial inner membrane
Source: RefSeq, a predicted model, not a curated record